AUGCGUCUCUCUAAGACGCUGAUCCCCCGUCCUGCGUAUAUCCCCAUCUUCAUUGACGGGCGAACAUUUCCCAGGAUGGUUCAGCACUUGUUCCAAUCCCUUGCCGUUGCGGCUUUAGCAAUCACUCGUGUCACGGCCUGCGAUGAGUGUUACGGGCCGACCGACUUCAUCAUCCACGAGCGUGUUGUUCGUCGCAUGCAACCGGAUGCGCAGGGUGCUACAUAUGGCCCGACGCAAGAGCUCGAAUGGGGCCAGAUCAACUUCUUGCAGACGACCGACACGCAUGGCUGGCUUGAAGGCCACAUCAAGGAGCAGAACUAUGGCGCGGAUUGGGGAGACUUUGUGUCUUUCACGAGGCAUAUGAAGGCCAAAGCUACACAGCUGAACGUUGACCUGCUGCUGAUUGAUACUGGCGAUCUUCAUGAUGGCAAUGGCAUGGCCGAUGCCACCAGUCCCAAUGGAGCGGCCAGCAACCCAAUCUUUGAGAAUAUCCCUUAUGACGUCCUUACGAUUGGCAACCAUGAGCUUUACGUCUCCGACAUUGCCUAUGAAACGUUCGCAGACUUCUCCACGUUCUACGGCGACCGCUAUGUCACCUCAAACGUCCAGAUAUUUAACCAAAAGACCAACAAGUAUGAGUAUGCCGGAUCAAAGUACAGAUACUUCACCACCGACCAUGGAAUUCGCAUCGUGGCAUUCGGAGUCCUGUUUGAUUUCACGGGUAACUCCAAUGCCAGCAUCGUCACUCCUGCUGUAAAAAUGGUUAAAGAGCAGUGGUUCCUCGACGCCCUGGAUAUUGACCGCCCAAUUGAUAUGUUCCUCGUCAUCGGACAUAAUGCAAUCCAAGGUUCUACGAGCACCACUGGCACGGUCCUAACCGCAAUUCGCGCUGUGCACCCGGACAAGCUUAUUCAGGUUUUCGGAGGCCAUACCCACAUUCGCGAUGCUGUCAUUUAUGACCAUGCCGCUGUUGGCAUUGAGAGCGGGAGGUACUGUGAGACUGUCGGAUGGAUGGCGAUUUCUGGAAUUGAGUCGAAGAACUACUAUGGCGCCAGUCUUCCCGCAGGAGUGUCGCAUCCGACGAAAUCCGCAUAUGAUAAACCUACAUCGACUUCAACCGCAACAAGCUCAAAAACCUCCACAGCUGCUACCAAGCAAGAGAAUAAAGUCACGCCAGUUCACCCCGAGCACCCCAAGCACCCCGAUCAUCCUGGUAAACCCAGUGGUUAUCGCUUUGCUCGUCGCUACCUUGAUUGGAACCGUCUCACCUUUGCCUUCCACGCUGAGAACUCCCAGGACAAGUCUUUUGAUCUCCGUCAAGGUGUCGAUAUAACCAAUCACAUCACGGACACUCGCAAAAAGUUGAACAUGACGUCUUUAUAUGGAUGUGCUCCCCAGACGUGGUGCAUGUCCUGCCUACCUUUCGGCUCUCCAGGGAACAUAUAUACUCUCCUUAGCAAGGCUCUUGCGGCUGUUAUAAUCAACCCUGACAGAUCGACAAUCCCUAGGAUUGUUAUAGCGAAUACGGGCAGCGUUCGCUUUGACUUGGUCCAGGGGCCAUUUACGUACGACGAUUCGUUUAUCGUGUCGCCAUUUACGAAUACCUUCAAAUACAUCCCUGACAUGCCUUGGUCCGUCGCCUCGCGGCUUCUGAAUGCCUUAAACGGCGGCGCAUACCAGAGACGAAGUGAGAAACUGGAGGCGGAUAUGGACCUCGGAUUUCAAUUCCCAACUCGGGACAACACAGAGGCGUGUCUUGAUCCAGGCACGGUCUCGCCAGGAUUGUCGAAACGCUCUACGAGGGAAAUAGUGCGCAGGCAGAGCAGCACUUUGACGCCGGGAUACAACACCACCGAUGAUUUCGGCAACGACGGUGACGAUACCAAGCACAGCGCGAUCCCGUACUUCCCCCAGCCAUACGACUUCCAAGCCAACGCCUCUUUCCCCGCCGAUGGGUCCGCGCCUGCAACAGUCGACGUAGUCUUCCUCGACUUCAUCGGCAGUUACGUUAUCCCGGCCCUGCACAAGAUUCCGGGCGGAGAGAAAUACACCAGUGCAGACUUCAAGAACUAUCUACCCCCGACGUUCCUUUCCAACCAGUACCUCCCGGAGUACGCGAAGAUGGCUCCCGACUGGCAGAAGGAUAUGCCGAAUUGCCCAGUUGGAAAGGGCGUUGGUUUUGCGAAGCAUUGA
This is a messenger RNA of Pseudogymnoascus destructans, 2193 nucleotides long. RefSeq lists its product as uncharacterized. The transcript is spliced from 2 exons. Lineage: Eukaryota; Fungi; Ascomycota; Leotiomycetes; Thelebolales; Thelebolaceae. The record is from RefSeq and is a predicted model, not a curated record. Gene Ontology annotation, biological process: nucleotide catabolic process. Gene Ontology annotation, molecular function: hydrolase activity. Bases 1 to 2193 code for a protein of 730 amino acids. Gene Ontology annotation, cellular component: cytosol.